AUGAAAGAACUUGAGACGAAAAUUACCAAUUGGAAGAAAGAGGAAACCAAAUGGAGAGUUGUGGUAGUUCAGAUGGCUGAUGUACAGAAAUAUGGCAUCAUGAAGUUUCUGUCAGAAAAUCCAGUACUAGGCCUGGAUGACAACAUUCUUUAUGUCCAGGUCCAUAUGUUGCCUCCCAUGGCAAAAUCUGACAGAAAAUCGAACAAGAAGACUCUGGUAUUGGACCUGGACGAAACCCUAGUACACUCAACUGUUAAUAAGCCUCUCAAAAGGCACGAUUUUGCCAUUCAAUGUCGGCACCCAGAUGGCACCUCCAUUUACUAUGUUCUGAAACGACCUUGGGUAGAUUUACUGCUGGAUGAACUGAGGAAUCUUUAUGAGAUUGUGGUGUUCACUGCAUCAAACAAAGAGUAUGCAGAUGCUAUUCUGAACAAGCUGGAUCCCCAUGGGAACAUAAUCAGGCACAGACUCUACAGAGAUUCGUGCAUACAAUUACCUGGGCCAAAAUCAAAGCCUGUAAAGGAUUUGUCCACGCUUGGGAGGAACUUGAGAAAGGUGAUAUUUGUUGAUGACAGUUACAGACACCAUUGCCAACAGGAAAAUGCAUUUCCUGUGCGCAGGUUUUUGGAUGACAUGAAUGACACAGAGCUGUUGAGCCUGUUGGGAUUCUGCAAGCGCAUUGCAAACUCGGAAUCAGAUGCCAGGACACUCAUUCUCUCUCACGCAAUUUCCCGCCAUAAUGGCUGUCCUGGGUGGAAUUGA
Cryptomeria japonica (Japanese cedar) is the source of this 762-nucleotide messenger RNA. RefSeq lists its product as uncharacterized. The transcript has 2 exons. NCBI's taxonomy places the organism in Eukaryota, Viridiplantae, Streptophyta, Pinopsida, Cupressales, Cupressaceae. The coding region runs from base 1 to 762 and encodes 253 amino acids. Gene Ontology annotation, molecular function: phosphoprotein phosphatase activity. The record is from RefSeq and is a predicted model, not a curated record.